AUGACGAGAAGGAAGAUAGCGAUAAAAAAGAUCCAGAACGUAUCAGCGAGGCAAGUGGCAUUCUCAAAGAGAAGGAAAGGUCUAUUCAAGAAGGCUACAGAGCUCUCAACUCUCUGUGAUGCUGAGAUUGCACUCUUUGUGUUUUCUGCUUCUGGCAAGCUCUUUGAUUAUGCUAGUACAAGCAUGGGGCAUGUGAUUGAAAGGAGAAACUUGUACUUAGAUGUAAACCUUGGCAAGACAAUCCAGCCAUCUCUUGAGCUGCAGGUAGAAGCUGAAUAUUUUAAGCUAAACAAGGAACUGGGAGAGAAGACUCGUGAAUUGAGGCACCUCAAUGGAGAAGGACUUCAAGGAUUGACCUUAAGAGAACUAAAGAAGCUAGAUGAUCUAGUUAGCGCAUGCUUGCAUCGUGUUUCAAAAGCCAAGGCUGAACCAUUUGAGCAAGAGAUCAGUAUUCUGAAGAAACAGGAAGACAGGCUCGUGGAAGAGAACCAGAGACUAAACCAGGAAUUAAAAUUCAUUGAAGAAAAUCAGAGAUUAGAACAGGUUCCAAGGCUUAAGCAUGACCAAGACCAGUGAUUGGCCACCUUUCUCACGACGAUGUAAGAUUUGUAACCUCCUUUUAACGAGAGAGAGCUGUUUUAUGAUUUAUAAUUGCUUUUUUUAUUUUCAAAUUUUUGGU
Messenger RNA from Prosopis cineraria, 679 nucleotides. RefSeq names its product MADS-box protein JOINTLESS-like. The transcript is spliced from 8 exons. Gene Ontology annotation, molecular function: protein dimerization activity; RNA polymerase II cis-regulatory region sequence-specific DNA binding; DNA-binding transcription factor activity, RNA polymerase II-specific. The record is from RefSeq and is a predicted model, not a curated record. Lineage: Eukaryota; Viridiplantae; Streptophyta; Magnoliopsida; Fabales; Fabaceae. Bases 1 to 576 code for a protein of 191 amino acids. Gene Ontology annotation, biological process: positive regulation of transcription by RNA polymerase II. Gene Ontology annotation, cellular component: nucleus.